AUGGAUUCCUCCUCGUCUUCCUCCGCGGCGGGUCUGGGCUCCGUGGAUCCGCAGUUGCAUUUUAUCGAGGUGGAGACACAGAAGCAGCGCUUUCAGCAGCUGGUGCACCAGAUGACUGAACUUUGUUGGGAGAAGUGCAUGGACAAGCCUGGGCCAAAGUUGGACAGUCGGGCUGAGGCCUGUUUUGUGAACUGCGUUGAGCACUUCAUUGAUACAAGCCAGUUCAUCUUGAAUCGACUGGAACAGACCCAGAAAUCCAAGCCAGUCUUCUCAGAAAGCCUUUCUGAUUGAUUUUGGCAUUACCUCGUUGGAAAAGGAAGGUAGUUAAAGAAAUGAAGAGCUGUUGAUGGGAUGGUUGAAGAAAAGGCUACAGGGAGAUUGGUUCCUACCUUUUAUCAUUCUUCGGACAUCCUGUCAUCUGAGCAUGAACAGAGACCAAUUAUUUUUGUGUGGGGUUAGAGGGUCAUAUAUGCAUUUGGUUGUGUUUUUUAAUGCUAAUCUUGUGAAAAAUAAUUGACAGAUGAAUGGAAAACUAUUAGGUGCAUAUUACU
Choloepus didactylus (southern two-toed sloth) is the source of this 551-nucleotide messenger RNA. RefSeq names its product mitochondrial import inner membrane translocase subunit Tim8 A-like. The transcript has a single exon. The record is from RefSeq and is a predicted model, not a curated record. The coding region runs from base 1 to 291 and encodes 96 amino acids. NCBI's taxonomy places the organism in Eukaryota, Metazoa, Chordata, Mammalia, Pilosa, Megalonychidae.